AUGUCGGCUUCGUCUUCUGGAGACAUAGGAAAAGAUAGCAAAUAUAAGGCUUAUGCUCAAGCUGUUGAUAGAGCAUUGAAGACUUUUGAAAACUCGAAUGAAUGGGCUGACUUGAUUUCGGCGCUUGGAAAAUUAUCCAAGGUAAUUUAAUGUUAUUUUUUGUUAUAAAUAAAAGUAUUUCGCAGGUCUUCCAAUCAAAUGCGAAAUUCGCAGCAAUUCCAAAUCGCGUAACAGUUGCAAAACGUCUUUCACAAUGUUUGCAUCCAGCACUUCCACCUGGUGUUCAUUUGAAAGCUCUCGAAACUUAUCGACAAAUUUUUGAGAUUCUUGGACCAUCAAAACUUCCUGAAGUUCUUUAUUUAUUUGCCGUCGGCUUGUUUCCUCUCAUGGAUCAUUGUCAAAUAAAAGUGAAAUCCGAGCUAUUUUCAAUAUUUGAAGCAUAUUUGGUACCCCUUGGAACAAAUCUACGACCAGCGCUUCCUGGAUUCUUGGGCGGAGUAUUAUUAGCUCUCGAAGAAGGCACUGAAUUCUACGAUCGAAGUGUGACAUUAUUGGAUAAAGUAUGCGAAAAAGUUGGACCUCGAGCAUUUUAUGCGUGUGUUUGGCAAGCAGUUUUAGGCUCACCGCCAGUUCGACUUCCAGCAAUGAUUUAUGUGAAUGCGAAAUUUGAUCGAUCAAAAAGUUUAGAUGAUCAAAUACAUAUUGUUGGCGAUCAUGUAAAUCAUAUGAUCGCAGCUCUUUAUUCAACAGCAGAUGAUAUUGGCUCACCACUUGUUCAACGACAUUUAUUAGAUUUUCUAGUCGCUGCUUUUCCAUUGGAUAGUACUUAUUUAACAAAAUCCGAUUUUGUCCAAUUACUUCGUCGAUGUUUAUUCGUCGUACUUCGCAGAGAUAUGUCCCUAAAUCGUCGACAUGGCUUAUAAAUCGACCAGGUGUCUCUGGAAUCACCCUUGGAUCUCCAGAAGAUGCUGUUGAUAUGUCAUUUUUCACCGAAAAAGUUUUGCCAAUAAUUAGUUGUGCAAUUGAUGAUUAUUUGAAUUUGGAUACAAUUGAAGUGCCGGUGAAUAAUCAAUUAUGGGGAGAAAGGAAAGAGGGGGAACAAAUACAAUUUGCCGAAGUUCGAGUUUGUCGAUUAUUGUUAUAUCUGCAAGAUCGGGCUGAUAUUGGCAAAUUAAUUCUUGAUACGGUAUUCGCGAAUUUCCUCAAAAAAUCUGCUUAUUAUCACGAAUCGAAAAAUGUUGAGGAGAAAGAAAAAAGAGAAUUUGGAGAUAGAGAAACUCUGAUACUUCAAUUGAACACAAGUUCGAAUUCGGAUGGAUCUUCCGAAGGUUCUGGUGUUGAUAUGAUCAAAAAUCGAAGAAUUGACGAGCUUUCGAAAACAUUUAACAUGCUCUUGAAUUCCCUGGAAACUGGAUUUUUGUGGAAUUAUUUAGCGAAUUGGUAUGAGAAAAAAGUGGAGAAUAAAGAGGAGAUUCAUGAUAUUUCAAAAGUUGUUAGUGUUUGUUUGGAAAUGUGUAAUGUGGAAAGUGAUGCCACGAUUCGAGCAAAACAUCUGCCAAAAUUAUUGGAAUGCAUUCUUCGAGGACUUUCAAACAAGACACUUUUAUUGUCGUGUAAUCAAGAAGAUCUUCUAUCGCUUUAUUCAGAUUGUCAGAAGCUUUUGAAAAUUAUUACAUCGAAUCCACCAAGUCCAAUUGAAGGUUUGUUCUAUUUUUGUUGGAAUGAAAAUAACAAAUUAACACUAAUUAACUUUUUUUAAUUGUUGAAAUGGCUAAAGAUACAUUAUCAAUGAAUCAAACAAAUGAAAUCACUGCUAUUGAGCAUGGUUAGUUUUUUAGGUUGCCAAGGAACUGUUUCAACUUUCGUUUUCGACCACGAAAAAUUGCAGAACUCAACUCUUAAGAUGAGUUAUGACGUGGAAUUUUUUGAAAAAUCGGAACUUCUGGAGGUGGAUCUAUGUAGCUUCAAAAAUUAUUUUAAUGCAAAUCUAAAGAAUAACCUCAUUCAGGAAGGUAGAUUACAUAAAUCAAUUACUGUUCUCAACAUAGAAUCAAUUUUGAAAAUUUAUUUUUUGUAGAUUCCAAACUUUUUUGAAAAAUCUUUUGGAUUUUGAUGGGACACCCUGAUGAUUUUUCAGAAAAAUAGGAAAUCUACAAAAAUAAAAUUUUUAAAUUGAUGCUGUGUUGAAAACAGUAAUUGUAUUUAUGUAAUCCACCCUCCUGAACGACGUUAGAUUUGCAUAAGAAUAAUUUUUGGAGCUAGUCUAAGCCCAAAUUUUUCCAAAUUCCACGUCAUAACUCAUAUUAAGAGUUGAGUUCUGCAAUUUUAGAUCAAAAACCACUAGAAAACAUACAUUUUAUUAAAAAUAAAAGUGGAAACAGUAUCCAUCUAAAUUAGCACCUCUUAAUAUUAUUAUUCAAAUUUAGUUUUCCCAACCAUAAUAAAAUUUCAGAAAAAAGUCAAAUUGAUGCUUGUUUAACUCAAUGUGUUUGUGCUUUAUCAGCAAUAUUCGAAUGUUAUACCGAAGAUCGUUCACCAACUCAUCUCCCUUUAAUCGAUGCUUCAACUACACUUCUCCAUGAUUUCCUAGCUGUUCCAAUUUAUCACAUCGGAUUUGAUCAUUAUGACGAAGAACGUUUGGAAGUACCAGAAUGGCUUGAUAAUAUGCUAAAAGUGAUUGAUGGUUGGAAGAAAUGAAAAAUGAGAAAUGUAUGGAUAUAUCAGCAAGAUCGUCAUUACUUGAAUUAUUGUGUAAAGUAUAUUCAAAAUCUGCGCAAGUUCUUUCAAAACAUGAUGAAGCGAUUAGUUUGUUUUUUAGUGUGAGUUCUUACAAGGGUGCAUAAGGUCACCAGAUAAAUUUUUGAUGAAACAUAUCGAAAUAUACAAAAUCGCGAUCGACCAUGCUGAUCACGAUUCCGAAGUUGAAAAUUGCCACAAAUCCCUGUGGGCGCUUUUUUGGUGCUCCAAAAUUUGAAUUGAGUUGCGGUUUUCGCCAAUGCCAAAACUCGAUUCUAACUUUGGAGCUCCAGGAAAGUGCUCACAGGAAUUUGUGGCGAUUUUGACUGCGGAAUCGACUCGAGUCGACUUGAAAUCGAGUCGUUGUCCAACUAUAGAAAGAGUGCGAUUUGCUGAAGAGAUCGAUGAGAGAUAGAGAGAAAGCGAGAAUGUAUGGAGUGUGGAGUGCUGGCGCAAAUACGCCACGGCGCUCAUCUCGUAAAAUUUGGCCGAACGGUUUUUUUUUGCAAACAAAGUUCGGCCACGUGUGCUUUAGAGCGCACAUUCUGUUUUGAGAGAUUUUUUCACAAAUUUUUGAAAACAACCUUGUUUUUUUUGUGUGAGUAAAAACGUGUAAUCAUCGUUAUUUAAAAAGCACAGCAAAAAAAAAUAAACAUUAUUUUCCAAACGACUCGAGUCGACUCAAGUCGAGUCGUUGUCCAACUAUAAUUAGAGGGCGUUUGUUGCUUUGGCCGAAUUCCCGACAUUGCUCGACCACCAAAAUAGUUCGGCCACAUUUAUCAUUGAAUUUUUUUGAAAAAUUUUUUUGAAAUAUACGUUCAACUUCAAUUUUUUGUGAAGAAAAUGGGUUUUUAGUUUCAUUCGACAUUCUAACAUUUUUAAAAGUGCUCAUAUUCUACGUUUCAGAUAAUGGAUGAGAACGAUAUGAGCAUUCAUUGUGAAACUCCAUCGUCAACAAGAUCCGAAGAUUUAGCAAUGGUGUCUCCUAAGGAGCAAUGUUUGGAAUUUGAAUAUGAAGGGUUUUUAUCAUUGGAGGAGCUUAUAAAUUCAAUCGCAUAUCGCAAAGGAUCAACCGUCCUUUCAGUAAGUCUAAUUUUAAGUUUUUCUCCAAACGGGACAUCCAAAAACCAAACUGUCGAAUUUCUGUUAUGGGCCCAUGCAGAAUAAUAUUUUGUAAUAAAAAACUUUUUUUUCUAUGCAGAAAAACGUCGAAAAAACAAAAUAUACAGUUUAUUAUUUAGAGUAGAGACAACGUGAAGUUGAGAGAGUGCAGACAAAAAACCCAUUUUAUGUCUGCGCUCUCUCAAUUUCACGUUGUCUUUAUUUUGUUUUUUCGACGUUUUUCUGCAUAGGCAAAAAAUGUUUUUUUAUUACAAAAUAUUAUUCUGCAUAGGCCCAUUAAUACUGAAGUAUUUUUGUUCAAAUUUGAAUUUAAAUGAAAAGAAUGCAGUCUUCUAUUAUCAAAAUAAAGAUCUAAAUUCAAUAUCAUGUAUAAAAACCCAAUAAGAAUGACCGGGGAAACUUUUUUCACCAUGCGAACUGUUCCUCAUUUUUUAAGGAACAUUUCCGACGUAUUCUUGAAAUAAUUGCCCGAAUUCGUGUUGUUUUGCAUUUUGAUGAAUUGAAUUCUGUCUCACACCCAUUGGAGCAGUUUGUUCAUUAGUGGGUCGAGGGCAAAAUCAAAAACUGGAUGGACUUGCCUUUUCAUUUUUUUUUAUUUACAGAUUGUUUCCGGUUCAAUUCAUUUGUUCCACUCGGCGGCAACACCGCCAAUUGUUGAGAUAUCUUUGCCACUCUCUGAAGUCAUGGUAAUCUUGGAGAACCAGCAAAAACGAUAUGUUGAAAUAAUAAAUUCUGUGAAUGAAGAUCUACUCGAGGCCACCCGACUAUCGGCGAGAUUAGCUGAAAGAGAUGGAAGAAAAUACUAUUUCACCGUAAGUUUUUUUUUCAAACUUUUUUUGAUAAUGUUUUUUAUAGUGGAUCAAUUCAUUUGAAGAAAAAAUGAAUUUCGCGACAUUUUUUGUCGCGAAAUUGCAAUUCGUGAAACGACACUAAAUAAACACAAAAAUAAAGGAGAAAUAUUAAAGGGACACGUAAUCGCUGCGAGACCCAACACACGAAAAAAGAAUUUUCUCUUUAAUUUUAUUAAUUUCGUGUCGUUUCGCGAAUUGCAAUUUCGCGACAAAAAAUGUCGCGAAAUUCAUUUUUUCGUCAGAUGAAUUGAUCCAUAGGUGUUAUGCUAUGACAACUCUGGAUUCUCUAACACAACAAUCACAUGGGAAGACAGUUCAACAAAUUGA
This is a messenger RNA of Caenorhabditis angaria, 5036 nucleotides long. Lineage: Eukaryota; Metazoa; Nematoda; Chromadorea; Rhabditida; Rhabditidae. The record is from the annotation of a GenBank genome assembly.